Trypanosoma theileri is the source of this 636-nucleotide messenger RNA. Its product is annotated as ubiquitin carrier protein 4. NCBI's taxonomy places the organism in Eukaryota, Euglenozoa, Kinetoplastea, Trypanosomatida, Trypanosomatidae. Gene Ontology annotation, molecular function: ubiquitin conjugating enzyme activity. Gene Ontology annotation, biological process: ubiquitin-dependent protein catabolic process; protein polyubiquitination. Gene Ontology annotation, cellular component: nucleus. The coding region runs from base 1 to 636 and encodes 211 amino acids. The transcript has a single exon. The record is from RefSeq and is a predicted model, not a curated record.
AUGUGCGCGGAUCGUUCCUCGCGUCGCAAAGAGAUGGACUUUAUGAAGUUAAUGAAUGGUCCGCGGAAGGUCCACCCGUCGGAUUCCGUCUCGGAGUUUUGGGUGGAGUUCUACGGCCCCGAGGGGACACCGUACGAGGGCGGGGUAUGGUCCAUUCACGUGCAGUUGCCGCUGGAAUACCCGUUUAAGUCCCCAUCCAUUGGUUUCAGUAAUCGCAUUUAUCACCCAAACGUGGAUGAAGUGAGUGGGUCAGUUUGCCUCGACGUGAUCAAUCAAACGUGGACUCCAAUGUAUGAACUGCAGAAUAUCUUCGAGGUAUUUCUUCCUCAACUACUGCGCUACCCGAACCCCAAUGACCCAUUAAACUCCGCCGCUGCUUCCAAAUUGAUUCGUGAUCCCAUUGCUUAUGUCUCCACAAUUCAGGAUCAUGUUGCGAGGUUUGCAACGCGAGAAGCAGCCUUGGUAAGUAUUCCCGAGAACUUUCGACCGAUGGACAAGGAAAAUAUUUCACAAAAUGAAAAGGGUCGACUUGUUCAGGAUGACGACUUUCCGGGAACCUUUAAGGCUUUAACAGAUGCACCAACUUCACAUCUUGAGAGUGAGGGGGAUUAUGAACCUGAAGAAAUCGAUAUCUAA